AUGAAAGCACGACAAACUUCAUCUUCCACCAACAAGCCGCCAUCAUCAGCAACAAGAAACACAUCCAAGUUCACUCCCUCUCCAUCUGACAAUAUCAAAUUUUACAAAAAAGUUCAAGAAUUUGCCUAUGAACCAUCCGAUUAUUUGGAGCAGUGGAUUUAUGAUCACUCAGUGGUUGGAGAUAAACAAUUGCUUUUCCAAAAUCCAACACAUAUAUCACAGAGAGGUGGUCAUUAUCAUGUCAAGUUGGAAAAUGAAACAAUUAUGGAGGAAUAUUUCAAUGCUUGGAAGAAUUCUAUUGAGAAGAAGCAGGAUAUUUUCAUUGAGGAAAUUAGGUCUUUUCAUAAUUUUAAACUCUACUUGGAUUUGGAUUUCAAAUUGAAGGAGAAUGAAACAGUCAACUUGACUAAAUCUCAAUGGUUGAAGGAAAUUUUGGAGUUUACUAAACAAUAUUUUCCAAAUUCAGAUUAUGAAUGUUGCAUAACAUUUUGCCAUGGUACUUAUGCUGGUGAUUCCCAAACACCAGAUUGCAAAUACAAGUCUGGUUACAGGUUGUACUUUCCUCAAAUUAUGGUAGAAUCAAAUGAAAAGUAUCGAUUAUAUCUUGAAGGACUGAUUGAUCAUUUGAAACAAUGUAAUUGCACAUCAUAUACAGGAAAACCUUCAACAUGGAGCAUGGAAGAUAUCAUUGAUACAAAUAGUGUUAAAUACCCAAGAUGCAGAAUGUUUGGAAGUAUCAAGCUGAGAAAUGGAAAGAAACUUGAUAGACAAUAUAAACUAUAUGGAAUUUUCAAUUCUGAUGGAGAAAUGGAUAAGGAGAGAACCAAUGAGUGUAAGAAAAAUGUGGUCAAUGUUCUGAAAAUGACAUCCUUCAUGAAAGUUUAA
Naegleria gruberi is the source of this 885-nucleotide messenger RNA. RefSeq lists its product as uncharacterized. The transcript has a single exon. The coding region runs from base 1 to 885 and encodes 294 amino acids. The record is from RefSeq and is a predicted model, not a curated record. Lineage: Eukaryota; Heterolobosea; Eutetramitea; Acrasida; Naegleriidae.